This is a messenger RNA of Periophthalmus magnuspinnatus, 3990 nucleotides long. It is a transcript of the gene slc30a4, whose product is annotated as solute carrier family 30 member 4. Gene Ontology annotation, biological process: zinc ion transmembrane transport; response to zinc ion. Lineage: Eukaryota; Metazoa; Chordata; Actinopteri; Gobiiformes; Gobiidae. Gene Ontology annotation, cellular component: plasma membrane. The coding region runs from base 260 to 1558 and encodes 432 amino acids. The transcript is spliced from 8 exons. Gene Ontology annotation, molecular function: zinc ion transmembrane transporter activity. The record is from RefSeq and is a predicted model, not a curated record.
GUUGAGGAGGAGGCGAGUCGCGGUGAGUACGCACUGAGUACGCACUGCAACAUUAUAGUGAUACUUUUUAGACUAAACAAGACGUUAAAUUAUCCAGGCAAUACACCGAUUUGAAGAAACAUAAUCACAGCCUUGAACUCUGAGAUGUCGUCUCCUCGUCGUCUCUGGUUUGCGCUGGUCCGAUGAUCACCUGAGCCGACACUUCUCGCACUUUCAUUAGUUUGACCCGGGUCGCCUCUGUCACCUGCGUUUUACGACCAUGUCGGGCGGCAGCUUCUUCAGCAAAAUGCGGUCCGCCUUCCGCAAAGACCGUAACGACUGGGACUUGAGCGACACGGCGCCUUUCGAAUUCUCAGACGAGCUGGUCGAAGACGAUGGGCCCAAGUUCAACAAGCUGAGGGUGGUGGUGUCGGGGGAGAUGUCGGACUACGCCUCGGGGGUCGCCGGGAACGGGCUGGCGGUGAACACGCUGGUGGUCGGAGGAGGGGAUGAUGAUGAUUCUUUGCUGGAUGCGAGUUUGGGGAGUCCCGGGACCAACCUGGAUCCGUGCGAAAAUUGCAUCAGGAGGAAGGAGAACCUCAAACACAAGAAGGUGAUGAAGAGGCUGAUCAUCGCGGCGACGCUCUACUUCCUGUUUAUGACCGGAGAAAUAAUCGGUGGUUAUGUGUCGAACAGUCUGGCCAUUAUGACAGAUGCUGUGCACAUGCUGACGGAUGUGGUCGGCAUUUUGUUUUCUCUUCUCGCUCUCUGGCUCUCCACCAAACCUCCGACAAAGAGAUUCACCUUUGGACUGCAUAGACUCGAGGUGGUGUCUGCGGUGCUCAGUGUGAUGUUGAUCUACAUUCUGACUGCGGUUCUGGUGUUCGAGGCCGUGCAGAGGACCAUGAGCCAGGACUUCGACAUCGACGGAGACGUUAUGCUCAUCACUGCAGCUGUGGGCGUCGCCGUCAACCUCAUAAUGGGUUUCCUGUUGAACCAGAACGGGCACCUCCACUCCCACGGCCACGGUCACUCUCACGGCCCAGCAGCGGUGCAGGUUUCUGGGGCAGAGAGACGGAAGUCCCAUGGGAGUCUGGCUGUCCGCGCGGCCUUCAUCCACGCUUUAGGAGACCUGCUCCAGAGCGUCGGGGUGCUCAUCGCUGCAUAUAUCGUCCGAUUUAAGCCGGAGUAUAAACUGGCAGACCCUAUUUGCACAUAUAUAUUCUCUGUGCUGGUCAUUUGCACGACAUUCCGCAUCAUUCGAGACACAGUCGUCAUCGUCCUUGAAGGUGUCCCGAGACAUCUGGACACUCAGCGAAUCAGAGAAGAGCUGUUGAAACUCGAGGACGUCCAGUCUGUGGAGGAGCUGAACGUGUGGGCGCUGACCGCAGACAACACGGCCGCUUUAGUCCAUCUGCAGCUCACGCCCUCUGGUGGCACAAAUUGGGAGGAGGUCCAGUCCAAAGCACGUCACUUGCUUCUCCACACGUAUGGCGUCAGUCGGUGCACGGUUCAAAUCCAAACUUUCAGACAACGACAGAACUACAGCUGUACGAACUGCCUGCCCCAAACAGCAUGAGGGCACUGUGGAGCUGGAACUUUACAUUUAACGGACUGUGCUUCUAUCAGCUGUUUCUGCUGGACCACAGUAGAAGAAGAAGAAGUGUGCAGAGAUGGUGCCAAAAGACGAUUUGGGGUUUUGUGCUACGCUGCUUAGCUUUGGGCAACCCAGUCACCUCUGAUAAACACAUGGUAAUAGGAAGAAUGCUACAAGCUAAAUCAGUAUUCUACAGUUUAUUUAGCAAAUGUUUCUGUUGAUACUUUGCAGGGACAUCAUGUUGGGGGUGUUCUACGUGUAUGUGUAUGGCAGAAUGUUUAUCGGUUACCAUGUUGAUUGAAAAAAUACAAAAUGGAUUUAAACGGCACAUUUUCAGGAGCCUGUGAUCAGUCCGUGCAUUCAUGGUCCUGUUUAGGAGUUUGAUUUUGCACAAAAAGUGAAAGUGAGUUACUGAAAAACUGUUGGCUAACAGCACAAAUCAGCUCACCUGUUGUAGUUCUAGCUGGUAAGAUUGUGUUCAAAUAGAGCUGAGAUUAAGUAUAAUUUGAGUAACAGAGCUUCAUACAGAGCAGUGCCUACAGUUAGCACCUGUUGAUGACAUCAGCUGCAAAGUAUCAAUAGUGACUAUUUUUCAUACAGGUUACGUCACACUUUAUAAUUACUACAGGCAUGAUUGUAUUAUUUAAACCUGAAACCGAAUUUAUGCUUGUGAAUGUGAGAAAAAUGAAAUUAUAAUUUUUUUUAAAUCAAUAUUUAGUAUUAUGACGACGUAGCAUGUCCCUCAAUGUGAAAUUUACACAUUAUUUAUUUUAAUUAAAGAGGCUCCAUGCUCAGCAGCUAGCUAGCUCACUGUGUCUCAAAGCUAACGCUAACUUUUAAAACAGUGAAGCAAAUUACAAACUACCUGAUUUUAUAUGGUCAUUACUACAGUUUGCGGCGUACUUUUAAGAAUUUUGUGCCUCAAAAUUAGUAUUAGCAUUGAGACAAAUAUCUCCUUUUCUAAUCAAUCAAGUAGUCAGUGAGGCUGCUGUUGUGCACAGAGCCAAAUGUCUAUUUUCCAUGUUUUGUUUCGGUGACUGGGUUGUCGCUAAAGCCAGGGGGCGCUGUUGUAAACCUGCUGAAGAAAGCUGCAUAUCUUGAAGCUCUUAAAUCACCACGGAAGCCUUUUUUCACUUUAAUUUUCUUUUGUACUUUUAAUUUCUCAGAUGUUAAGUUUGUUUGUUUUUUACUAGGACUAAGCUAUGAAUUAAUUAUUAAUUUACUAAAACCAUCUGCACUUACCUCACGCCACAAAAGUAAAAACUGAUGCACGAGUGGGAGUACUCGGUGUUGUGAGUGGACCAAUGGAUGAGCUCAAGAGACUUUGUGACUAUAGUGUAACUGAAAAGAUAAAAUUGUAAAGCAAAGUGUCUUGUUUUAGGGCACAAUAGCAGUAUGGUAUGUGCUGGUCAGAGCUGGGAUCGGACCAACAACCUGCUAGUUAGACCCUUAUUCUAACCAACUGAGCCACCGAUGCCUCGAACAAAUGUUAAAGGCAUACUACGUAACUUUUCUAGCAGAAGAUCCAUCACUUACUUGACCGAGGAUGAGGGGAGCCCAGAAUUGGACCCGCUUCCUAUUGAUUUAUAUUAGAGUGGGGCCCAUGUGAGGCUUUUUGUCAUGGGGCGCACAAAUUUCUGCUGACGGCCCUGCAAAAAAGUGUUCCAUUGGCAUUCAAUCUGUCUUUUGCCAUGGAAACGAGCAAGUUAUAGUUAAAGUAUACUGACAUUGCAGUCCUUUGGUCCACUGGUUUAUACUGUCCAGAUUUACCAAUGUACUAAUACACUGGAGGCGGCCAUUUUGUCUCGAUGUUAAACACUAUCAGUUAUUCUAAUAUGAAUAAUAGUCACACUUUUAAUAGCCUUAAUAAAACAUGAACAAAGACUUAAUUCAUAAUGAACAAAUGGUUUAUUAAGAAUGAUUCAGACUUAAUUAACACCCGAACUCAUUAAUUAAAGUUACUAAGCCUGAAUCAUUCUUAAAGGUCCUUUAUUAAAAAAAAACUCUUGUGAUAUUUCAGUCAUGUUCUAAUGCCGUUUCCUCCUCAAAAACAGACCUGGAGUUGUGUUUUGUUUGCAUUAUUAGUCUGUCUUGUUUAUUAUGAAUUAAGUCUUUAUUCAUGCUUUAUUAAGUCUAAUUAAAGUGUAGUUAUUCUAAAGUGGUACUGAAAUAUUUCGUCCAUUUGCUUUGACCAGCACGUUACUGACUUUUUUUUCACAAUAGCAACUGACAAUCACAAUAGCUGACUUUUAACAUGACGAACCUGGGAGAAUAAAUGGGACGCCCAGUGUUUCAGACUCAGUGUUUUUAAUUAAAAGCUGCUGUGCAUUCAAACAAGUGUUAAUUGGUCUGAAAGAAAAUAUUAAAUUUGGAACUGGAAUAUUGUUUUGUAAGUAAUAAAGUAUUUAAUCUGA